This is a messenger RNA of Eublepharis macularius, 2250 nucleotides long. RefSeq lists its product as uncharacterized. The record is from RefSeq and is a predicted model, not a curated record. The transcript has 17 exons. The coding region runs from base 19 to 2250 and encodes 743 amino acids. NCBI's taxonomy places the organism in Eukaryota, Metazoa, Chordata, Lepidosauria, Squamata, Eublepharidae.
CGCUACUUUUGGAUAUGGAUGGAUAAAGCUGUGGUAGGCCAGAACGUGUGGCGUUACGGGGUCUUCAACAAUCUUGGCCAAUACAUCCCUAUUACCGAUCAGAUCGCCUCCCAGUGUGGUUUCACAAGUUCCACCGAUCUGUAUGGCAACCCUGAGAUCAGAGUAUCUUUCCUGGCGUGUUCUGUCCAGAAUUUGUUUGACCAGGAAUUCAGUCUGAAGCUUCAGGUGGAAAUAACCAGUCCCGCAAACCUGACUGUGGCUUAUGAUGUGUCCAUGAACUGUCCCCUUGAUGCCCCAUGGAGCCCCAGGGAGAUUGUCUGUGAAGAAAACUAUAUGGAGGUAUCCGUCCGGCGUGCAGUCCCAGGAAUAGCAAGUGAAGCCCUGAAUGAAGACUGGGUUGCUGCGUGGCCGGUGGCCCAAGGGGCUAUGAACCAAGUGUGGCAAGUGGUCUUCCACUUCCAGAACAGCUCCGUGCAGAACAUGAUGGCCACCCAGGCCCAUGCCUUGGGCUAUGGGGUCAACACCACAGCGACCCGCGUGCUCUUCCGCACACCCUACCGCACGCUGCAAACAGAAGUUUCCAUGGUGCAGGGCCUGGAAGUGGAGGUGGCGCGAGCGACUGUCUUCUACAAGCAGGCCUGGAUGAUCCUGAUGGUGGACACGGCGGUUGCUUGUCCCAUCAACCCUCCGGUUUUCACGGCCUCAACACUGAGCUGGGUGACUCCACGGAUCCUGCCCUCCCUGGUAAAGUUCCCAGACCAGUAUCGAGAUGAAGCCAUUGAGAUGGGCCUGGAUGGGCGCGUGAUUGAUGCAGCCACUGUUGUGAGGAAUAGAUACAUCUUCCUGACAGAUGCCAAUUUCAUCAGCAUCUCUGUACCCAUUGGGGCCCCUGGAGGGCUCACAGAGAGUGAUGUGAUUGACAACCACUAUGGCACGACGUACAGCAUUAAGCUGCUGCUGGACCGCAGGUGGCAAGGAGACGCGAGUGACCGGACGCGCCACCGCAGCCUGAAGGCCAUCCGCACGCCCUUUGCCCCUCACACGCCCGUGUUCAUCAACCAUACCAUCCCAGAGAAAGGCUACUUCGACGUCAGCUUGGGCAACUUCCUCCCUGACGUGGCGCUGGUGACCAUUGCUAUCGGUGGCAAGCCCUUGACUCCUGAAGAGCUGCGGGGUCGCGGCUGCAACCUGGCCGAAGUUCCCCAUCCCAACAACACCAGGGCCUUCACUCUGACGGUUCCUUUUGAGGAUCCUCUGGUAGAGCAAGAGUAUCUGUACGACAACAUCCGGAAAUAUACUUUGCCCUUGAUCUACACCCUCAGCCUGGUCCCCAGGAACAAACCUCUGAUCUACCCUGCCGUCAUAGAAUGCGAAGUCCCUGAUGUUGUCCUUCCAACCGUUGAGGGCUUCUGUGAGUCAGGAAGGAUCAGCUUGGCGAUGUCCCAUGGCAGUCUGGAUCGCUACUGGGUCCCGUAUAUCGGGGGUCUGCGGCUGACAGCUGAGCUUGCUGAGUCCCAGAACUAUACAGCACACAGUGAUGGCAGCCGUUUCUACUUAUCCGUCCCUCUCCUGGCAGCUGGCUUGGUGUAUGAGGAUAUCUCCCUUCAAGGACUGACCGCUCGGCUGGACUUCAAUCUGAGGAAUAACAAGACUUUAGCAAUCAUGGUGUCCUUUCCCAUUUCUUGCCAUUUCCCUACUGGGAAACUCGUUGUGUGUUUUCCCAAUGGGACUAUAGCAGCCACAGUUCUCAGUUUGGACACCAAACCUGCUUUGGACCCCAGGAGGACCCACCUACGAGACGAGAGCUGUGGGCCGGUGGCUGCAGAUGAAUCCAGAGCCCUCUUCUCUUUCCCAGUAGCCACCUGUGGCACAACAAAAAGGUUUGAAGGUAAUUACUUGGUGUAUGAGAAUGAAGUGACCUUCAAGAGAGAAAUGAUUCCAGAAGCAAAGCCGGUUAUUACCAGGGACUCCCAAUAUAGGCUGACUCUGCGCUGCCAUUACCCCCUAAACGAGACACUCGGAGUGUGGGCUCAACGACUCCUGGGGGGAGUGGUUACUCCUGUGCCCUAUGCCCUUGGGGCUAUAGACCCUCUUGCAGCUUACCGGCAGGAAAGAUCCAUGGAUGGACACAUCUCCUUCCAGAUGGCGGGUCAUAUUUCGGCAGGAGCAACUGAAACCAUGAGGUUCUGGUUUCCCAUCCUUGGCAUGGCUCUGUUUGGGUUAGCAGUAUUAGUAAACAUAACUGCUUAA